AUGUCUGACAGUGAUCAGAAGCCCUAUUUCAUCAAAACCACUAAGACAAUUGAAAAUAACAUAAGCAAAGUGUUUGAUGAGAAGCUCUGGGAACUUGAUUCAGUCCCUGAAGAAGAGAGGCUUGUUGUUGCCAAUGGUGGUUUAGAUAAUGGUGUGAGUAGAAACCAACUGCUCCUGGUUUUAGAGAAAUGUGGACUGGUGGAUGCUCUCUUAAUGCCACCUUACAAGCCCUACUCAUUUGAAAGAUACAAAACUACAGAAGAAUCUAAGAAAGCCUAUGUUACUCUCAAUGGGAAAGAAAUAGUGGAUGAUUUAGGACAAAAGAUGAUUCUGUAUUUGAAAUUUGUGGAAAAAGCACAAUGGAAGGAGUUGGGGCCUCAAGGCUUACCACUAGGCCUCACAGUAGUAGAAGAAAUAAUUUCUAUUGAGGAUGAGAAAAUUCUUUUGGAAAGUGUUGAUCAAACAAAAGAUACAGACCAUCAAAAUUUUCAAAAAUGCUUAAAACACAGAAGAGUAAAGCAUUUUAGUUAUGAGUUCCACUGUAAGAAAAACAAUGUAAAUAAAGAUAAGCCUUUGCCUAGGGGUCUUCCUGAUGUUUGUGAUAGCUUUUUGGAGAAAUGGUUGAGGGAGGGUUACAUUAAACAUAAACCUGAACAAUUGACCAUAAAUCAAUAUGAACCUGGGCAUGACUGCUAUGGAUUUUAA
Pongo pygmaeus (Bornean orangutan) is the source of this 705-nucleotide messenger RNA. Its product is annotated as alkylated DNA repair protein alkB homolog 8-like. Gene Ontology annotation, molecular function: nucleic acid binding. NCBI's taxonomy places the organism in Eukaryota, Metazoa, Chordata, Mammalia, Primates, Hominidae. The transcript has 2 exons. The record is from RefSeq and is a predicted model, not a curated record. Bases 1 to 705 code for a protein of 234 amino acids.